CAAGCUCUCACAUGGAAUGAUAUUGACGCAGCACUCAGGUCAAAUAGUGUCGGUGAACAUGGGUUAGCCAACGAAAUAAUAGAACGUAUUGGUUAUGAACUUAGUUUAUCUGAUGGUGGUGGAAAACAACCUUCACAAAGGGGCCAAGGAAAAGGGAAAUCAACUGAGAAAGCUUCUACAGAACAUGAUACACAAAGUGAAGAAGGGCAGUGUUCAAGUGAAAAAUCCCAUGGCGAUGAACAAGAAACACCAGAAAGAGGCAAAAGAAAAGGGAAAUUCACUGAGAAGUAUUCCCCUCUUCAUUAUACUGAACUCAGUAAAGAAGAAGGGCAGUUUUCAAGUUCACACGAUGGACAAAAAAAAUCAGAAAAGGGCAAAAGAAGAAAGAAAUCAACAAAAAGCUUCCCCACAACAUCACACUCAGCUAAGUGAAGAAGAAGGGCAGGAUUCAAGUGAAGGUGAUGGACAACAAACAUCACAAAGGGGAAAAGGAAACGAAAAUUAACAAAGAAAGCUUAUCAUGCACAACACAGUGAAGAAGAAAGGCAGUUUCCAGGUGAAGAAUCCGAAGGCGAUGAACAACCAACAAAAAGGGGCAAAAGAAAAAGUAAAUCAACAAAGAAAGCUUCCCCACAACAUUACACUCAGUUUAGUGAAGAAGAAGGACAGUUUUCAAAUGAAAGUGAUGAACAACAAACACCAGAAAGGGAAAAAAGGAAAAGGAGGUCAACAAAGAAAGCUUCCACAGAGUGUCAGACUCAACCAAGUGAAGAAGAAGAGCAGUUUUCACGUGGAAAAUCACCAGAAAGAGGCAAAAGGAAAACAAAAAAAGGUUCCCCACGACAUUACACCCAGCUAACUGAAGAAGAAUGGCAGGAUUCGGGUAAAGGAAGUGCGAAAGAGAGGCGCAAAAGAAAAAGAUACAAAAAGCACAAGCAAGAAGUAAGUACAACAGAAGGCUUCUCCACAAAAAAGCAACACAUAGUGCAACAAAAGAGGUUAAAAUAUAAGCAAGAAGCAAAGGUAGGUAAGAAAGAGUUAAAAGGGAGUGGAUUUUCACAAAGUCAAGAAACAAGUGAUACCAUGGAGGAAAACUCUGAUAGUGAAGAAAGUGAAGAAGUCGCAAUGAAACACACAAGUUAUGUAAAGCAAAGAUCACCGAUAAGAGAGGGUGAUAGUGAGUCCUUUGCAGAAAGUAACGAAGAAGAAAUGAUAAGUGGUAAGUUAGUUCAAAAGAAGGGGUUGCACAAAACAGAAGUGUUACGAAAAGAACGUAAAGGAGUUAAAGGUACCAAAGAGCAGUAUUCUAGUGAUAGUGCCGAUCACUCUUCUGAGCAAACUGAAACAGAAUCAAACGAAAACGAUACUUCUGAACGUGAAGAAGAUAAUGGUGUGGCGGAAUCUCCCAAAUCAAAAGGAAAGAUGAUACAAAAGCCAGAAAGAAAGCACUCAGAAAUAACCAAACAAAAAAUCUGCAAAGGAAGUAAACGUGAAUCUGAUAGCAAGUUUGCAAAAGUAGGUAAAAAAAGAAAGCGGUUUCAAACACGAGUGAAAUUGCCACAAACAAAAAUAGAAAGACCUACCCAAAGUGGGGCAAGUGGAAUAAUGGCAAUGGGUUCUCAUCAAAGUUCAACAGUAGAACAUGGGUCUGAUAUAAGCAGUAUGGAGCAAGAUACUCCCGUUAUGACCUAUAAGAGAGCGAGAGAAGCUAGUGACGCCACUGCCCCUACAUCAUUCCCCAAUUUACAGGUGAGUCGGAAGAAAUCAUGGAAAAGAAAGAGAAGAAGGAGAGAGAGACUGGAGAGCACUUCUAGUUCCUCAGAUACUGACGACUCUUCACCAGAGAGUGACAUGAUGAGAAAAAUCUCUGAAUCGGAGACCAAAAAACUCAGAAAAGUGUUCAGAUGUUUCUUUGGCAAACUCUGCCGUCAAAUCAAAGAUCCAGUAGAAAUGGCGGCUGGGCUACAGGCCAAACGUCUGCUAUCGCAAUCAACAAUGGAAGAAAUCUUAACAACUCCCGAUUCUCGGCAAGAAAAGGUAAUAGUAUUGGUUAGAUCUCUCCAAAGGAGAAUAAAGUCGCGUCCCGACAGGAUCUUUGGAAUCGUCAAAUUUUUUCUGCGCAUUGAAGCCAUAGGCAAAGAAAUGUGGUUGGAAACUGGAAAAGUGUGCCCUGAGAGAGCAGCCUUCGUGUUUGGCACUGCACUACCUCCUACUGAGAGAGAAUCAACUGUGGAAUCACUGGAAGAGAUAAAAGGAGAGGCAGUGCAGGGGACUCUAAGGAAAACCCACCUACCGCAACCUUCGGUGGCCAUUGGUGUUGGUGAUAAUGUAACGUUAAGUCAGUCUCUGCCACAGUCUGGUAUAAGUCAAGCGUUGACAAAGUAUAAGCAGUACUUGCAGUCUUGUUACAAUGCUAGAGUCCUAGCUCCAGCAGACAAGUACCUUCCUACCCUAGAUGCCCCGUACAUUAAUCUUGCCAUGAUUAGAAGGGAGCACUGCAAUCCCAAGCAAAGAGAUGAGUUCACUAGACAAACACUGCAUGGAGGAGUAGACGAGAUUCUUCAGAGUAAGACACCCAUUAACAUUGAAGACCUGUUGACUCCAGAUGACAGCGGUAAUCCAGUCAGGUUCAUUCUGGUAGAAGGUCCUCCGGGAAUUGGUAAGAGUACAUUUGCCUGGGAGGCAUGUAGGAGAUGGGAUGAGAUAGAAAGCCUCCGAAACUACCACGUUGUGGUGCUGCUCAAGUUGAGGGAAAAGUGGGUCCUAAAUGCAGUGUCACUCCCUAGCCUUUUCAGAUAUGAAUAUAGCCCUGAGUUGAGCAAGAGUAUUUCUGAAGAGCUUGCUAUAACCCAAGGACGAAACCUAUUACUAAUAUUGGAUGGUUUUGACGAAGUGUCUCACAGUUUCCAUGAGAAAUCUGUCAUAAAAAGCAUUCUAUGCAGGCAACUCUUGCCAGAAUGUACCAUCAUUCUCACUACUAGACCAUCUGCUAAGUCCAUACUAGAAAGUAUCUGCCAGCCUCAAGUUGAUAAACAUGUAGAAAUAAUAGGGUUCACAGAGGAAGAGAGAGUGAGGUAUAUCACUGAGGUCUUUAGCAAUGAACCAGAGCUUCAGGUGAAUUUCUUGAAGUACAUGUUUCAUGUCCCUCACAUAAAGUCAAUGAUGUACAUUCCACUCAACUGUGCCAUUAUAGCACAAGUCUAUUACGAGUCUCAGAGUAGCCGCCACCUCGCUAUACCGAAAACAAGAACACAGCUGUACAAGGCACUCACUCAUUCUCUUAUUGUUAGACACAUAAAA
Messenger RNA from Geodia barretti, 3300 nucleotides. Lineage: Eukaryota; Metazoa; Porifera; Demospongiae; Tetractinellida; Geodiidae. The record is from the annotation of a GenBank genome assembly.